AUGAGCUCUUUAAAAUGUGUAUCUACGAGAGUGGCAGCAUUUAUUUUGUACCUAGUACCGUUGAUUUACUCAUUCUUAGUCAUAGUUUUUGGGUUCAUUGAGUGUAAACAAAGGAAUACUUAUAAUUUACUAGUACUGUCAGUAUUUUAUGGCAUAGUAAUCAUUAUAAUAUGUUUAGUUGGGUGCUACGGGGUAAUAAAAGAACAUGCUGUGUCAAUAAGAUCUACAAUAAUUCUAUUAAUUGUGAAUAACAUUAUUAUGACCAUGUUAAUAACAUUUCUGUUAAUAGAUAUUUUAAAUUACCCUCAUAUUGUUACUAUUCAUCAAGCUUCUAAAUUCUUACAGUAUAUAGUACAAGAUAAAAAGGUAGGACUAAUUUUUUGUUCUUCAGUUUACUUGUUAAUAUUUUUUUCUUUUUGUUUUAUGUGGACUAUUGGAGAUUACUUAGCUCAGUUAGAUGCCAAGGUGUGUUUAGAUGAUUUGAGGCACUCACAUGACCAUAUUAAGAGCAAAAAAAAAUUAAAUUCAGGAAAAUUAAUGGGUGACGAGAACGAGUUUUUGUUAAAGGUGUAG
Molecule: messenger RNA, 573 nt
Organism: Plasmodium malariae
Lineage: Eukaryota; Apicomplexa; Aconoidasida; Haemosporida; Plasmodiidae
Product: conserved Plasmodium protein, unknown function
Exons: 1
Coding region: 1-573 (190 amino acids)
Source: RefSeq, a predicted model, not a curated record